GUCCGACCCGAAAGAUGCCACCCGGUGCCAGCGCCAUGGACUUCUUCCAGCUCUUUGUGCCUGACAAUGUCCUCGGGGCCAUGGUGGUGCAGACAAACAUGUAUGCCAAGAAGUUCCAGGAGCGCUUCGGCAGUGAUGGCACCUGGGCGGAGGUGACGCUGGCGGAGAUGAAGGCCUUCCUGGGCUACAUGAUCUCCACCAGCAUCUCGCACUGCGAGUCGGUCCUCAGCAUCUGGAGUGGCGGCUUCUAUGGCAACAGCAGCCUGGCGCUUGUCAUGAGUCAGGCCCGCUUCGAGAAGAUCCUCAAGUACUUCCACGUCGUGGCCUUCCGUUCCAGCCAGACCACCCACGGCCUCUACAAGGUUCAGCCCUUCCUCGACUCCCUGCAGAAUGGCUUCGACGCCGCCUUCAGGCCGUCCCAAACCCAGGUGCUACAUGAACCCUUGAUAGACGAGGACCCCGUGUUCAUUGCCACGUGCACGGAGCGGGAGCUGCGGAAGAGGAAGAAGCGGAAGUUCAGCCUCUGGGUCAGGCAGUGCUCUUCCACUGGUUUCAUCAUCCAGAUUUACGUCCACCUGAAGGAAGGCGGCGGCCCCGACGCACUGGACGCGCUGAAGAACAAACCCCAGCUGCACAGCGCGGUGGCCAGGAGCCUGUGCCGGAACGCGGCCGGCAAGAACUACAUCAUGUUCACGGGGCCCAGCAUCACCAGCCUGACCCUGUUUGAAGAGUUCGAAAAGCAAGGGAUUUUCUGCUGCGGCCUGCUCAGCCCCAGGAAGAGUGACUGCACGGGUCUGCCGCUGUCCAUGCUGACCAACCCAGCCAUGCCGCCAGCCCGGGGCCAGCACCGGAUCCGGACCAAGGGGAACAUGUCUCUGAUCUGCUGGUACAACAAAGGCCACUUCCGCUUCUUGACCAAUGCCUACUCGCCCGUGCAGCAAGGAGUGAUCAUCAAGAGGAAAGGCGUAGAGAUCCCCUGCCCCUUGGCCGUGGAGGCGUUUGCUGCGCACCUGAGCUACAUCUGCAGAUACGACGACAAGUACAGCAAGUACUUCAUUUCUCAUAAACCAAACAAGACCUGGCAACAGGUGUUCUGGUUCUCCGUCAGCAUUGCUGUCAACAACGCCUACAUCCUGUACAAGAUGUCAGACGCCUACCAUGUGAGGAGGUACAGCCGGGCACAGUUUGGCGAGAGACUGGUGAGGGAGCUGCUGGGCCUGGAGGACGCCUCCCCCACCCACUGAUGCCAGGCCGGGGCCCAGGCUUAGGUAAGGAGCAGGUGCCGGGAGGGAGAGGAGGGAGAAGCCGCCAUCCUGACCUGCCCAGCCAGAGCCCCGGAGACCCUGCUGUGGCCGCAGCCUGGGAGGGACACUCGAGGCCUCUGCAGGGACCAGAUGGACCUGGUCCGAGGAGGGCUGCUGUCCCGGUUUCUAUUCAAAGAAGAGCACGUCCCCCUGUGGGAAGGACCACCCACCUCGUGGUGACACUCUGCAAGGACAGGGUGCCACACCCAGACUACAUGCCACCAGUGCUGCUGUCAGUCCUGUUCGGGUCAGCAGGGUGCUCCGUCCUCACUGCCCCCGUGGAGCGAGCAGGAGAGCUCAGCUCAGCACCAGGACCUGGCAAGGCUGCCGCCACCGAAGGUGCCAGGGAUAGGACGAGCCGUAGCAUGUUCUGCUAGAAAUGCCUGCUUUGUGAAGACGUAAGGACAUUUGUGGCAUGGUUCACUUUCGUGCCGUGUCUGCAGGUGACCAGAAGCCAGUAAAGAUUGGCUCUGUACCAUUAUGAUUGUGUAGGAGACCAGAGCGUUUUCCAGAAUUUGCCUCGUGCAAGCAGCUUAGAACAGGUCCCAGGGAAGAAGCAACAUGAUUGGGUGCCAUUAAGCGCAGUGCUGAGUGGGGAAGUGGUUGCCCGUUCUGACCAAUGAACGAGGCAUUCCUGCCCACAGCAUCUGUUUGGCUGGCAGGCAGGGAAGAAAGGGGGAUUGCCAGAGGAGUUGCAGUGAAGUAUGAUGCUAUUUUUUAUUUUUAAAUAUAUCUUCAGGUUAUUUUCUUACUGUUGCUUAAGAUCUUCUGUUAAAGGAAAACGUGUCCCUUCCCUUCUGCCCCGGCCCUCCUGCUCACCCCAGUUGUGGCUCCUUGCAUGAUCACGGUUCCGUGUUCUGUGCCUGUGCCUGUGCCAGGGCCAGAAAGGGCAGCUCGCUUCCAGAACAAAUGUGGUUGCACUCCAUCAAGGACCUUAUGCUUUGUCACACACGUUAUCAUUGACAGAAUUACUUGUUUUGAGAAAUACGUAGUGUUGCUGAAACAAGCAGCAAAUUGUGUCUAUGGAUGACCACUUGCUAUGCGUCUUCCCCUCGUGUGCAGUAAGGGAGCUGGCCGUACCCUCUGGAUGGUGUGGCUGGCACUGCAGACCCCACAUGGGAGGGGCCCCUGGCUUGGUUGUCUGAUUUCCUGUGGGCGGGGCCUGCUCACAGCAGGGCGGAGAGGAUCGCAUGACAAGCAGCUGGCAUCAAGGGCUCCUCUUAUCUCCCAAAACACCAGGAGCCAUCUGAACCAAGGUCACGUGUCUCCACGGGAGCCCUUAGCCAGAGCGGUCCACUAGUCUGGCUGGUCACACAGACAAGAAACAAGUAAUUUCUGGAGUUCCACGAUCCCCUUCCACCCUAGUUUAUGUAGCCCCCUUAUUUUUUACAAGUGCAAACUAUUCUACUCAGGCUUCGGGACUUUCUUCCGUGUUCACACUCAGUUAAUUAAGUGUUGCUGGCAGCAUGCUCGCGAACCCCGUGCCACCCGUUGUCCUCGCCUCCUGACGGCUGCCCUCGUCCUCGUCCUUGGUUUUCACUCAGUGCCACGGGCUGCAGGCCAGAUUUUAAAUUGUGUUCCCAACACCUUUGCUGUGUCCUUUAAUUGGAUUGAAAGCACUUUUACCACAUGGAGAAAUAUAUUUUUAAUUUGUGAUGCUUUUCUACAAGGUCCACUAUUUCUGAGUUCAAUGUGUUUCCAACACUUAGGGAGACUCUAAUGAAAGCUGAUGAAUUUUCUUUUCUGUCCAAAUAAGUAAAAGAAAAAAUAAAAGUCUAUUUAGAUGUUGA
This is a messenger RNA of Hipposideros armiger (great roundleaf bat), 3094 nucleotides long. RefSeq names its product piggyBac transposable element derived 5 (gene PGBD5). NCBI's taxonomy places the organism in Eukaryota, Metazoa, Chordata, Mammalia, Chiroptera, Hipposideridae. The coding region runs from base 15 to 1244 and encodes 409 amino acids. Gene Ontology annotation, molecular function: transposase activity. The record is from RefSeq and is a predicted model, not a curated record. The transcript has 6 exons. Gene Ontology annotation, biological process: non-replicative DNA transposition. Gene Ontology annotation, cellular component: nucleus.